Ilex paraguariensis (yerba mate) is the source of this 1648-nucleotide messenger RNA. The record is from the annotation of a GenBank genome assembly. Lineage: Eukaryota; Viridiplantae; Streptophyta; Magnoliopsida; Aquifoliales; Aquifoliaceae.
CCCGCCUCUCACAUUUCCCGCUCCGACGAAACCCUAACCGCGAAAAAUGGGUACUAAGCACCAGUCCUCCGACCCAAUCACCGACCCCAAGAAGAAAAGGCGUGUCGGUUUUGCCAAAAUAGAUGCUGGAGUUGAAUCUAACGAGUGCAUCAAAAUUUUUCUGGUUUCUAGCAAAGAAGAAGUGGAUUCUCCAGACAGCUUCUGCAUAGAGCCAGUUGACUUGACUCACUUUUUUGAAGAAGAUGGAAAAAUUUAUGGUUACCAAGGAUUGAAGAUCACUGUUUGGGUCAGUAGCAUAUCUUUCCAUGCAUAUGCUGAUAUCACUUUUGAGAGCACUUCUGAUAAUAUUUUCGGUGAGAAUCUUGUUGAGAAAAAAGAUGACUUCCUUCAAACUUUUUCAACUGAUUGUCACUAUAUUAAAUCUAUUGUUUCGAAUGGGGAGUUACUGCAGCAAAAAGCCUCCAAGGGAUGCAGUGGUGCUUCUAAUUGUCACAUUAGAUCCGAGUCUUCUGAUAUGGAGGUUUUUCGGAUUGUGGGUGAACCUGUUGGGCACCUCUACUGUCGAUUGGUACCUUUUGUGCUGCUUCUUGUAGAUGGGAGCAAUCCUAUUGACAUCACCGAUUCAAGAUGGGAAAUUUACCUAUUAGUGCACAAGGAAAGUAAUCAGCCGGAGGACAGCGCACUUAGAUUGCUUGGUUUUGCAGCUGUUUAUCGUUUUCAGCGAUACCCUGACAGUAUGCGACUGAGGCUUGGUCAGAUACUGGUAUUACCUCCUUACCAACGCAAGGGUCAUGGCCGUUUCCUUCUAGAGGUGCUCAACAAUGUUGCAAUAUCUGAAAAUGUUUUUGACCUGACAGUUGAAGAGCCAGUGGACUCCCUUCAACAUGUGCGAACCUGUGUUGACGCACAGCGCCUGCUUGCUUUUGAACCAAUCCAGGAUGCACUUCAGUCAGUUGUCCUGCGUCUAAAGCAAGAAAAUCUAUCAAAGAAAAGCCACACGUGUCAAUUUGGCCCACCAUUGACUGCUGUUGAAGAUGUCAGGCAAAGUCUGAAAAUUAACAAAAGACAGUUUCUACAGUGUUGGGAGGUUCUCCUCUACAUUGGCCUUGAUCCCAUUGAGAACUACAUGGAGACUUACAGGACUAUCAUCUCUGAUCGUAUAAAAGCUGAUGUCAUAGGGAAAGAUUCUGAAGUUGCACGGAAGCGGGUGAUUGAUGUUCCAACUGAAUACGAUCAGGAAAUGUCUUUUGUCAUGUUCAAGUCACAGAAUGGUGAGCCUAAUACCAUUGAAAUGGAAGAUAAUCAAACUAAUCAAGAGGAGCAAGUGCGUCAACUAGUUGAUGAAAGGAUAAAAGAGGUCAAGUCAAUUGCACAGAAGGAAUCUUUGCACCGUUCAUGAAGACUUAGGGAGCCAUCUUGAUGCAUCUUACUCUAUAACGUCCAUGCAUUAUUUGCCGAAUGACGGAUGUCGGGUUUCCUAUAGAUGCAGAGGGGUUGGGAGUUGUUGAAGCUUCUCUGUAAAUGAAUGAGUCGUACCUGCUUAUUUAAACUCGGCUUAUUAUGCAGUCGUAUUGUUCAGAUUAGCUAAAGGCUCAUCAUCUAUGUAAACCUACCUAACCGAAACUCCAAUUAUGCUGAUGUAUUGCCU